UCUUUAGCUAGUUUCAAAUUAAUCUCUGCUGCAAAGAUGUCUACCAGUGGAGAACUCGCUUGCACUUACGCCAUCAUGAUUCUUCACGAUGACGGAAUUCCCAUCACUGCUGAAAAGAUUGCAACUUUGGUAAAGAAGGCCAAUGUCCAAUGUGAGUCUUACUGGCCUGGCCUCUUUGCGAAGUUUACUGAGAAGAAGAACGUUGAAGACUUGAUCACCAACGUUAGUGCUACUGUUGGUAGUGGUGCUGCUGCCGUUGCUGUUUCUGCUUCCGCAGGUGGUGGUGCAAAAGCUGUUGAAGCUCCUGCUGCCGAGGAGAAGAAGAAGAAGGAGGAAGAGAAAGAAGAGAGCGAUGACGACGGUAUGAUUAUGAAUCUCUUCGACUAGAGGGCAUAUUGUUACC
This is a messenger RNA of Papaver somniferum (opium poppy), 403 nucleotides long. Its product is annotated as 60S acidic ribosomal protein P1-like. The record is from RefSeq and is a predicted model, not a curated record. Gene Ontology annotation, biological process: cytoplasmic translation; translational elongation. Gene Ontology annotation, cellular component: cytosolic large ribosomal subunit; ribosome. Gene Ontology annotation, molecular function: structural constituent of ribosome; protein kinase activator activity; ribonucleoprotein complex binding. NCBI's taxonomy places the organism in Eukaryota, Viridiplantae, Streptophyta, Magnoliopsida, Ranunculales, Papaveraceae. The transcript has 2 exons. Bases 37 to 387 code for a protein of 116 amino acids.